This is a messenger RNA of Letharia columbiana, 729 nucleotides long. RefSeq lists its product as uncharacterized. The coding region runs from base 1 to 729 and encodes 242 amino acids. Gene Ontology annotation, cellular component: cytoplasm. NCBI's taxonomy places the organism in Eukaryota, Fungi, Ascomycota, Lecanoromycetes, Lecanorales, Parmeliaceae. The transcript is spliced from 3 exons. Gene Ontology annotation, molecular function: 2-oxoglutarate-dependent dioxygenase activity. The record is from RefSeq and is a predicted model, not a curated record.
AUGAAUGUAUCAUUCCCAAAUGUCCGACAUACAAAAUCCCGAAUCGCGCACAACGGCGGUGGCGACACCAGACUUCGCGACAGCUACGCCCCGCGUACCACUUCCAUGUCCUGGCAUACAGACAGUAGUGCGAACCCGCCGCCACCGGGACUCAUCUUCCUGUACAUGCUCGAGUGCCCAGACGUCGGCGGGGACACGGUUUCCGUCAACACGGCGGAGGCGUACAAGAUACUUUCCCGGCCUUGUGCGGAGAGAUUGCAGGGGUUGAAAGCUGAGCAUAAAGUUGGCACGGGUGUUAGUAGUGUUCUCCCUGUUGUCCGAACGCACCUCGUCACGGGAGAGAAGUGUCUCGUCGUCAACCCGCUAUGUCCGUCAUUGUCAGAUCAGAUCAGCUUCCCCGUCCCCCAUGCUGAAAAUAUGGUCUCACUUGCCUCAGAUACUACAAACAUUAUUGGCUUCAAGAAGGAAGAAAAGCGACACUCUGCUCAAGUUCUUCUUCGAGCAUCUCGCCUAUUCCCAACAAUGUCAGGUCCGGGUUCAAGUGGACCGUCCGAGGACACUGUCGUCAUCUUCGAUAACAGAGCCACGGCCCACUCGGCCAUCUUUGACUUUAUCGACACCAACGCCGCCAUCUCGCACGGCUGUCUCCGGCAGCGGAGAAGCUUUAUGAGACUCCACUACCCGAAUCAGCGGGAAUACGAGGAGGGUUCUUGCCCUCUAUGGCGGUAA